AUGAAUAACGCACGAUGGGCGCAUACAGCAUCCUUAUUAAAUGGAAAAGUGUUAGCUACUGGUGGAUAUAAUGGUCGUGAUACCCCACAUAGUGCUGAGUUGUAUGAUCCAUCAACAGGAACUUGGACAACUACUGAUAGUAUGAGUGAUUCACGAGCGGAACACACAGCAUCCGUAUUAACAAAUGGAAAAGUGUUAGUUAUUGGUGGAUAUAAUAAUGGUGCUGCCGUAAAUAGUGCUGAGUUGUAUGAUCUAUCAACAGAAACUUGGACAACUACUGGUAGCAUGACUAAUGCACGAUGGACACAUACAGCAUCCUUAUUAACAAAUGGAAAAGUGUUAGUUACUGGUGGAUCUAAUGGUUCUAUUCUAAAUAGUGCUGAGUUGUACGAUCCAUCAACAGGAACUUGGACAACUACUGGUAGCAUGAAUAAUGCACGAGUGACGCACACAGCAUCCUUAUUAACAAAUGGAAAAGUGUUAGUUACUGGUGGAUAUAAUGGUAGUGAUACCCCACAUAGUGCUGAGUUGUAUGAUCCAUCAACAGGAACUUGGACAACUACUAAUAGUAUGAAUUAUUCACGAGCGGAACACACAGCAUCCGUAUUAACAAAUGGAAAAGUGUUAGUUACUGGCGGAUAUAAUAAUGGUGCUGUUGUAAAUAGUGCUGAGUUGUAUGAUCCACCAACAGGAACUUGGAAAACUACUGGUAGCAUGAAUAAUGCACGAUGGGUGCACGCAGCAUCCUUAUUAACAAAUGGAAAAGUGUUAGUUACCGGUUCAUAUAAUGAUAGUGAUGCCACAAAUAGUGCUGAGUUGUAUGAUCCAUCAACAGAAACUUGGACAACUACUGAUAGUAUGAAUGAUUCACGACCGGACCACACAGCAUCCGUAUUAACAAAUGGAAAAGUGUUAGUUACUGGUGGAUAUAAUAAUGGUGCUGCCGUAAAUAGUGCUGAGUUGUAUGAUCUAUCAACAGAAACUUGGACAACUACUGAUAGCAUGAAUAAUGCACGAUGGGCGCAUACAGCAUCCUUAUUAACAAAUGGAAAAGUGUUAGUUACUGGUGGAUUUAAUAGUUUUAUUCUAAAUAGUGCUGAGUUGUAUGAUCCAUCAGGAGGAAUUUGGACAACUACUGAUAGUAUGAAUGAUUCACAAGCGGAACACAGAGCAUUCAUAUUAAUAAAUGGAAAAGUGUUAGUUAAUAGUGAACAUAAUGGUACGACUUUGAGCGAUGUAGAGCUAUAUUAA
Molecule: messenger RNA, 1251 nt
Organism: Rotaria sp. Silwood2
Lineage: Eukaryota; Metazoa; Rotifera; Eurotatoria; Philodinida; Philodinidae
Source: the annotation of a GenBank genome assembly